AUGUUAGCUUGGACCUAUGGCUAUCCUCGAGUCAUGAGCAGUUUCUACUUUGAAAAGACUGAUCAAGGACCGCCAAAUUACGGCGUCAGAAGCGGCUUUGCGACCAGGUCACCGUCAUUUAAUCCAGACCAAACAUGCGAUCCAUCCUCUGGUUGGGUGUGCGAGCACAGAUGGCCAACUAUCAGAUUCGGUGCUGAAAAACUUUGGCUUGGAUGCCUUUUUGUUCUAGGGAAAUGGUCAGAUUCCGAAGCACAUGCGCUGGCACGCCAGCAGUUGAGAAGGUGA
Strongylus vulgaris is the source of this 285-nucleotide messenger RNA. The record is from the annotation of a GenBank genome assembly. NCBI's taxonomy places the organism in Eukaryota, Metazoa, Nematoda, Chromadorea, Rhabditida, Strongylidae.